AUGCAUCCACUCCUUGGCCGACUCAUCGUCAACUUCGUUCUUUGUCUUAUCUGCUUUAUUGCCUACUCCUCGCAAAUAUUUAUAAUCUGGCCGUGGUAUGGGAGCACUGUGUCUGUCGAGCUCCUUACCCUACUCGUUCCUUUCAACGUCUUCGUUGGAUUUGUCCUAUGGAACUACUUCCUCAGCGUGAACACUGACCCUGGGCGGGUCCCCGAAGGAUGGAAACCUGACACGCAUGCCGAGGGAUACGAAGUCAAAAAACUUACCGGCGCGCCGCGCUACUGUCGGAUGUGUCAACAAUACAAACCACCCCGAGCCCAUCACUGUAGACAGUGUAACAGAUGUGUGUUGAGGAUGGACCAUCAUUGUCCUUGGAUAAAUAACUGCGUUGGACACCAUAAUUAUGCUCACUUCAUACGGUUCCUCUUCUACGUCGACGUGGCUUGUUCAUAUCAUAUCACAAUGGUGACCAAGAGAGUGAUAUAUUCAAUGGGAUCGAGAUAUUGGGAUGAACCGUCAACUAUGGAACUCAUCAUGAUCAUACUGAAUUAUGUCGCUUGUAUUCCCGUUUUACUUGCCGUUGGAGGUUUCAGCCUUUACCAUUUCUACAGCUUAGCAGGCAAUACAACCACGAUUGAGGGUUGGGAGAAGGACAAAGUCGCAACACUGGUUAGAAGAGGGAAGACCCAAGAGGUCAAAUUUCCCUAUGAUCUUGGGGUCAGGCGCAACAUCAAAUCUGUCCUUGGACCAAGUCCCCUGCGUUGGUGCUGGCCCAGCCGGACGCCAGGGAACGGACUCAGAUAUGAACUCUCCAACAAGGACGGGGAAAGCUGGCCUCCGAAGGAUCCUUCGUCUGAUUCAUCCACCCAAAGCGAUCGCGACAGCACUCGAAAUUCAUCACCAUGGACUUACGAGAACGAAUCUCUCAAUCCGGCACUACGCCCCACUAAUUCACAAAUGCGUGUCCUUCCUUCAGCUCGCAGGCGUCGGAGAAAGGCGGACCCUGGAAUAAAUUCUGUGCCCCCAUACCACCCCGACUAUCAAGAAAUCCCAAGCAGCUCAUAUGAACCAGAGGCAUAUUCGGAGGAAAGCGAAUUUUCGGAUGAUGAGUAUUCACCUCCGCCUGCUGGGAAGGUCCACGUUCGGAGAGGCUCGGAAGGUUACGAAGUCCGUCCUAUGGGGCGGGAGGAGAUGCUACAUCGUUAUCUCGAAGAGCUGGGCGAGGAGCCUGGAAGAUACCUGCGCUACAUUCCGCAGCCGGACAGUGAGUCGGACGAUGACGAUACCCCACUUGCGUACCAGGCGGAGAAGGUGAAGGUGAACUAG
Molecule: messenger RNA, 1326 nt
Organism: Cyclocybe aegerita
Lineage: Eukaryota; Fungi; Basidiomycota; Agaricomycetes; Agaricales; Hemipholiotaceae
Source: the annotation of a GenBank genome assembly